AAAGCAGGGACUGCGAGCCCCGCAGAUGCGGCAGCGCGGAGGGCGGCUGGGGAGACGUUACUCCAACUGUUGAAUUUUCACCUUUCAUUUCCACCGAUGCUUUGCUUGCGGAGAUGGAUAUAUUUGCUUUGAAAUCCGUACGUCUUUCGCAGGCUGUGAGCUGAUCGUGACAGGCACCAGAUUGAAAGAGACCACCCGUGACAAAAAAGGAGGAAACCCCCCCAAAAAACAAAAAAAAACAAAAACCUCCACAACGGACUGCACAAUUAACUACGCACACCGGUGCUGGACUUUGUUAAUAGAGAACAUUGAGAGGAAAAUCGUGAAAUAUGAUGCGGGGCUAAGCUGUGAACAGUCACUGUAAUCCAGAUUUUUCUUUUUUUUCUUUUUUCCCCCAAGACUCUGAAAGAUUUGGGGGUUCCUUACGCCUAACAAAAAAGGGAAGGGUUUUUUUUUUUUUUUGUCGUUGUUUUGUUUUGGUUUUGGUUUUGGUUUUGGUUUUUAAAUAAAUACACCUUGCAAGACAGACGCCUUGCUAUCCAGAGCCUCGGACUCCGGCAGAAAGAGAUCUGCACAUCCAACCAUGAGUUGCCUGUUGAUUUCCUUUCGCCUGGGAAGAAAAGCAAACUGGAAUUAAACUGCAUCGAGAGAAGUCCUUGCUCGUGGGGAGAGAAUGGGAUGGUAGCGGCGGCUACUGGCUCAGCGCAGAGAAAUCACAGAGUGUGUUCUACCAACAGAGGCGGAGAUACAUCUAUACAUUUUUUCCCCUCCCAGUAGACUCAAACCGCAAAUGCUGAUCAGGCUGUGGCUUUCUUGACUUGGGGGAGAGCCUUUUCCGAGGAAGAGAGGGAGGAGCCUCGUGGAGGGAGGAAACUACAAAUCGGGACACUAGUUCUUUGCGCUGCAUUUCCUCCCCUCCCUUUGGCUGCUCGGAAAGGAGAGAGAGAGAGAGAGGAAAAAAUAUAUAUAUCCUUGGCUGGGAGAUGCAGCCUGCCGCCACCGCUGUCUCAGCCAGCAAUGCAAGAUUAGAUCUCUAAAUGCAGCGAAACACCGCCUGAAAACAGACCAACUCGCGAAGCAAGCAGACAAUUCACAGGGCUCCGGCUAUUUUGAAGCUUCAAAAUAUAUCUGACUCUCUCUUCGUUGUUCCUCAUUCCCAACAAUUUCAUCACAGGAGAGGAGAAACAAGUAAGGAUUUCACUUUCUGAUCUGCCUAGAGACACACCUCCCCGCUCCCUCUCCCACCCGAUGUGAAGAGUAUUCCGGAGGCAAAAAGCUGGAGUGGAUUUGCAGCGCCCUAGCGGGAGCGAAGAAAACCUACGGAUUCUUUAGCUCAUUAUCAUCCUUCCCAAACUCGAUUUCCUUUUUAUCCCUGGUCUCAUCGCUCAAGUUUCAGUCGCCCGAAGUCCGGGCGGGAGAGACAAAGCUCCGGGCUCGCCCCCAGCUGCAGGGAGCCGCCGCCUUGCUCAGUGCCCCUGCAGCUCUGCUGCACCGCUGCUUCUCGCCCAGUGCGGAUGCUGUAGAUCAACAGGUUCAGGGAACUUGAGGGGAAUAAGGAGAGACCGCCGGGUGCCGCAGCCCGGGAGCGGAAGGAAGGAAGGAUCCAUAGACUUGUGGCUUGCGUCGGGGGCGCACGCUGCGCCUGGGCCCCAAGCUGGCGCGCGCCCAUCCACUCGCCCCUCCAGUCCGGCUGCUCCUGCCAACACCCCACCGGUCUGGGAUGUACCUUUCCAUCUGUUGCUGUUUCCUCCUAUGGGCCCCUGCCCUGACGCUCAAAAACCUGAACUACUCCGUGCCGGAGGAGCAAGGGGCCGGCACGGUGAUCGGCAACAUCGGCAAGGAUGCUCGACUGCAGCCAGGGCUUCCGCCCGCCGAGCGAGGCGGCGGUGGCGGCGGGCGAAGCAAGUCGGGUAGCUACCGGGUGUUGGAGAACUCGGCGCCGCACCUGCUGGACGUGGAAGCCGACAGCGGACUCCUCUACACGAAGCAGCGCAUCGACCGCGAGUCCCUGUGCCGCCACAACGCCAAGUGCCAGCUGUCCCUCGAGGUGUUUGCCAACGACAAGGAGAUCUGCAUGAUCAAGGUAGAGAUCCAGGACAUCAACGACAAUGCUCCCUCCUUCCCGUCGGACCAGAUUGAGAUGGACAUCUCAGAGAACGCGGCCCCCGGCACCCGCUUCCCCCUCACCAGUGCGCAUGACCCCGACGCGGGCGAGAACGGGCUCCGCACCUAUCUGCUUACGCGCGACGACCACGGCCUCUUCGCGCUGGACGUCAAGUCCCGCGGCGACGGCACCAAGUUUCCAGAGCUGGUUAUCCAGAAGGCACUGGAUCGCGAGCAGCAGAACCACCACACGCUCGUGCUGACCGCUCUGGAUGGCGGCGAGCCGCCGCGCUCGGCCACCGUGCAAAUCAACGUGAAGGUGAUUGACUCUAACGACAACAGCCCCGUCUUUGAGGCGCCCUCCUACCUGGUGGAGUUGCCCGAGAACGCCCCGCUGGGCACCGUGGUCAUUGAUCUGAAUGCCACCGACGCCGACGAGGGUCCCAACGGCGAAGUGCUCUACUCUUUCAGCAGCUAUGUGCCCGACCGCGUGCGGGAGCUCUUCUCCAUCGACCCCAAGACCGGCCUGAUUCGUGUCAAAGGAAACCUAGACUAUGAGGAGAAUGGGAUGCUGGAGAUCGACGUGCAGGCUCGAGACCUGGGUCCCAACCCCAUCCCGGCCCACUGCAAGGUCACUGUCAAGCUCAUCGACCGCAACGACAACGCUCCGUCCAUUGGUUUUGUCUCCGUGCGCCAGGGGGCGCUGAGCGAGGCCGCUCCGCCCGGCACCGUCAUCGCUCUGGUGCGGGUCACUGACCGAGACUCGGGCAAGAACGGGCAGCUGCAGUGCAGGGUCCUGGGCGGAGGAGGGGCGGGCGGCGGCGGCGGCCUGGGCGGGCCGGGAGGUUCCGUGCCCUUCAAACUUGAGGAGAACUACGACAAUUUCUACACGGUGGUGACUGACCGCCCGUUGGACCGCGAGACACAGGACGAGUACAACGUGACAAUCGUGGCACGGGACGGGGGCUCGCCUCCACUCAACUCCACCAAGUCUUUCGCAGUCAAGAUUCUGGACGAGAAUGACAACCCGCCUCGCUUCACCAAGGGACUCUAUGUGCUGCAGGUGCACGAGAACAACAUCCCAGGAGAGUACCUGGGCUCGGUGCUUGCCCAGGACCCUGACCUGGGCCAAAACGGCACCGUGUCCUACUCCAUCCUGCCCUCGCACAUCGGCGACGUGUCCAUCUACACCUAUGUGUCUGUGAACCCCACCAACGGGGCCAUCUACGCCCUGCGCUCCUUUAACUACGAGCAGACCAAGGCUUUUGAGUUCAAGGUGCUUGCUAAGGACUCCGGGGCGCCCGCGCACUUGGAGAGCAACGCCACUGUGAGGGUGACAGUGCUAGACGUGAAUGACAACGCUCCGGUGAUCGUGCUGCCAACGCUGCAGAACGACACGGCUGAACUGCAGGUGCCGCGCAACGCCGGGCUAGGCUACCUGGUGAGCACCGUACGCGCCCUUGACAGCGACUUCGGCGAGAGCGGGCGCCUCACCUACGAGAUCGUAGACGGUAAUGACGACCACCUGUUUGAAAUCGAUCCAUCCAGCGGCGAGAUCCGCACGCUGCACCCUUUCUGGGAGGACGUGACGCCGGUGGUGGAGCUGGUAGUGAAGGUGACUGACCACGGCAAGCCCACUCUGUCGGCGGUGGCCAAGCUCAUCAUCCGCUCGGUGAGCGGCUCUUUGCCCGAGGGGGUUCCCCGGGUGAACGGGGAACAGCGCCACUGGGACAUGUCGCUGCCGCUCAUAGUGACUCUGAGCACUAUCUCCAUCAUCCUCCUAGCGGCCAUGAUCACCAUCGCCGUCAAGUGCAAGCGCGAGAACAAGGAGAUCCGCACUUACAACUGCCGCAUCGCAGAGUACAGCCACCCGCAGCUGGGCGGGGGCAAGGGCAAGAAAAAGAAGAUCAACAAAAAUGAUAUCAUGCUGGUACAGAGCGAGGUGGAAGAGAGGAACGCCAUGAACGUCAUGAACGUGGUGAGCAGCCCCUCCCUGGCUACCUCCCCCAUGUACUUCGACUACCAGACCCGCCUGCCCCUCAGCUCGCCCCGGUCGGAGGUGAUGUAUCUCAAACCGUCCUCCAACAACCUGACUGUCCCUCAGGGGCACGCGGGCUGCCACACCAGCUUCACCGGACAAGGGACUAAUGCGAGCGAGACCCCGGCCACUCGGAUGUCCAUAAUUCAGACAGACAAUUUUCCCGCAGAGCCCAAUUACAUGGGCAGCAGGCAGCAGUUUGUUCAAAGUAGCUCCACGUUUAAGGACCCAGAAAGAGCCAGCCUGAGAGACAGUGGGCACGGGGACAGUGAUCAGGCUGACAGUGACCAAGACACUAACAAAGGCUCCUGCUGUGACAUGUCUGUUAGGGAGGCACUCAAGAUGAAAACUACUUCAACUAAAAGCCAGCCACUUGAACAAGAACCGGAAGAGUGUGUUAAUUGCACAGAUGAAUGCCGAGUGCUUGGUCAUUCUGACAGGUGUUGGAUGCCACAGUUCCCUGCAACCAAUCAGGCUGAAAAUGCAGAUUACCGCACAAAUCUCUUUGUACCCACAGUUGAAGCUAAUGUUGAGACUGAGACUUAUGAAACUGUGAAUCCCACUGGGAAAAAGACUUUUUGUACAUUUGGAAAAGACAAGCGAGAGCACACGAUUCUCAUCGCCAAUGUGAAACCUUAUUUAAAAGCCAAACGUGCCCUGAGCCCUCUCCUCCAAGAGGUCCCCUCAGCAUCAAGCAGCCCAACCAAGGCAUGCAUCGAGCCUUGCACCUCAACGAAAGGCUCCCUGGAUGGUUGCGAAGCAAAGCCAGGAGCUCUGGCCGAGGCGAGCAACCAGUACUUGCCCACUGACAGUCAGUAUCUGUCCCCCAGCAAGCAACCGAGAGACCCUCCCUUCCUGGCUUCUGAGCAGAUGGCAAGGGUCUUCGCAGAUGUGCAUUCGAGAGCCAGCCGGGAUUCCAGUGAGAUGGGCGCUGUCCUGGAGCAGCUUGACCACUCCAACAGGGAUCUGGCCAGAGAGCCGGUGGAUGCAGAGGAAGUCGUGAGAGAAAUCGACAAGCUUCUGCAGGACUGCCGGGGAAAUGACCCUGUGGCUGUGAGAAAGUGAAAAAAAAAAAAAGCAUUGGCAUUUUCUUGUCUCUUCUGUUGAUUUAAAAAUGACUCCUCCUGGUGAAAACCCCAUUUUACAGGGAUAAAGAAAGACCGAUGCUGCUUUAAGGCUUUUAGUGAACAUCUGAAGUGCCCACAAAUAUGUUCUUUACACUGCUGUUUCUUUUUCAGAAAUAACAAUGGCUUUGUUUUGACCAAACUUAUAUUAGGACAGAAUUAACGAUGUUCAAAGAGGAAAGAAAAACAGAGAAGAAAAAGGAGAGAAGAAAAAGGAGGAUGAGGAGGCGAGUUACCUUGUGACAAUCUGUAAGGAAGGUAUGCAGUGUGAGAAUGGAAGCU
This is a messenger RNA of Balaenoptera ricei (Rice's whale), 5547 nucleotides long. RefSeq names its product protocadherin 17 (gene PCDH17). Gene Ontology annotation, biological process: homophilic cell-cell adhesion. The transcript is spliced from 5 exons. Gene Ontology annotation, cellular component: plasma membrane. NCBI's taxonomy places the organism in Eukaryota, Metazoa, Chordata, Mammalia, Artiodactyla, Balaenopteridae. The record is from RefSeq and is a predicted model, not a curated record. Gene Ontology annotation, molecular function: calcium ion binding. The coding region runs from base 1721 to 5206 and encodes 1161 amino acids.